This is a messenger RNA of Lentinula edodes (shiitake mushroom), 5062 nucleotides long. RefSeq names its product glycoside hydrolase family 13 protein. The coding region runs from base 49 to 4845 and encodes 1598 amino acids. The record is from RefSeq and is a predicted model, not a curated record. NCBI's taxonomy places the organism in Eukaryota, Fungi, Basidiomycota, Agaricomycetes, Agaricales, Omphalotaceae. Gene Ontology annotation, molecular function: amylo-alpha-1,6-glucosidase activity; 4-alpha-glucanotransferase activity. The transcript is spliced from 14 exons. Gene Ontology annotation, biological process: glycogen catabolic process.
CUUUCUCUUUUACCACCAUCAUCUUGACCUUCAUUUACAUUUUACGAAAUGGGCAAAGGGCGUAAAGUCAACAAGGCUAAACCUUCUGUGUCUAUUCCCAUUUCUGCACGCUCGAAAUCAUCGGCGUCGGCGUCCAGUGCGGGGUCGAGUCCUAUCUCGCCCGUCACGCCCAAGACUCCCGCCGAUGAAGGAAUCGAGUUUUUCCAGUCGCCAGUAGCCCCAGGAGAGGCUCCUUUGCGCGUCUAUGAGCUUCGUCUCGAUAUCGAUGGCGGUCCUCAUAAAGAUCGUUCGUACAUUCGACUUCCUCCGGCUUAUGUUCCAUACAUCCUUCGGGUAUCCAUUGACGCUGGAACUCCUGCCUCUAUGAACGGUGUAUUCAAGACUAAUUUCCCUCUUGAUGGCGGGAAAUUCAACCGCGCGCGCUUCACAGAGCGCAAACUUCCCUCCGACUUUUCGAAACCAAUCCAAAUUGACUUACCCAUUUCUCAUGCUGGCGCGUUUGUAUUUUGGGUUGAAUAUGAUGGCGAGUUGCCCAGCCAGCGUAUUAAAGGGCGUGAAGGCUAUUUUAACGUUGACCCUGUGCUUCGCAUCAAGGGCCGUUCGCCGAUUCUGUCCUCUGAGCUAUCUCCUCUUCCUCCCUCGUCUGGUGCCGUUCUUCAGAAAGAUACUGUCAAUCUUCCACUAGAUGGACUGUCGAUCUUGACUGUUGUGUCGAAAUGGAUGGGUCCAAUGUCCGAGUGGAAGAAUCACUUCGCUGAGGCCAAAGACCGCGGGUACACCAUGUUGCACUACACCCCCUUGCAAGAACGUGGGGAAAGCGACAGCCCUUACUCGAUUCGUGAUCAACUCAAAUACGACCCCAGUAUGUUUGACGGAAAGCGACAAGCCGAUGGAGGUAAAGAGAAGGUAGAAGCAAUUCUCAAGGUUGCUCGAGAGGAGUAUGGAUUACUCAGUCUGACGGACGUCGUAUUAAAUCACACUGCAAACGAUAGUCUUUGGCUAGUGGACCAUCCUGAAUCUGGCUUUAGUCCUGCUAAUUCGCCUCAUCUUACGCCUGCCCUCGAACUUGACUCAGCUAUGAUCGAGUUCUCCAGUAGUCUCGCGUCCAGAGGCCUCCCAUCUAUUGUGAACACUCAACAGGAUGUAGACGCCUUAAUUGGAGCUUUCCGAGCCGUCAUGAAAGACCUUAAUCUGUGGCAGUAUUAUGUCCUGGACGUCGCACGUGAGAAGGAGUCGAUCAGAGCUGUGUUAGCAUCGAAGAAGGCAUCCCCUUGGACUGGUCCAUCUAUUGCAGGCAAAUCUGUUGUCGAGCUCGCUGAGGUCCUUCGGGGCUCUAACGUGAUCAUCGGUCUUGCCGAACUCUCGUCGAGAUUCGGUGUACAUUCUGAUGCCAAUGCUGCCUCAGGUUUUAUCCAAGCUGCGUUCGUGGAAUUGUCCGAUCCGGAUGCCCUCGCGGAUGCCUGGGUCCGCGUACUAGAUGUGAUCAAUGUUCCUUUGUACCAGGAAUGGGAGGAGGAUACCAAGAUUGCCAUGGAUAAUAUCAAGAACAGAUUGACUUAUGCCAGAUUGGAUGAAAAUGGGCCAAAACUGGGUGAGAUCACUAGAGCAAAUCCUCUUGUCGAGACCUACUUCACGAGGUGUGGACCGAAACCCGACUCAGAUCCUCUCGUUUACUCCCUUGCCAACAAUGGUUGGAUUUGGGCCGCUGAUCCCCUGCAAAACUUCGCCCUUCUCCCCUCUAAAGCGUACCUCAGGCGCGAAGUUAUCGUUUGGGGUGACUGUGUCAAACUUCGAUAUGGUUCAGGCCCCGAGGAUAAUCCUUGGCUUUGGUCUCAUAUCACUUCAUACGUUACAUCUUUGGCUGCAACUUUCGACGGGUUCCGUAUCGACAAUUGCCAUUCAACUCCUCUGCAUGUCGGUGUAUCGAUGCUGGAUGCCGCCCGCGUUGUGAAACCAGAUCUCUAUGUCUGUGCGGAGCUAUUCACUGGUAGUGAAGAAAUGGACCUGCUUUUUGUCAAAAGGCUGGGAAUCAACAGUCUCAUUCGUGAAAGCUACAAUGGUUGGGAUGCUAAAGAGUACUCAAGGUUGUUGUAUCGUCACGGAGUAGGUAAACCUGUUGGCUCUAUGGAUGAAGCAUGUUUGACCAGCAUCGAGGAGAUACCGUCACCUACAGGCAAGGGUCCAUUACGCAAGGCGGUCGUCACACCAUUGAAUGGCUCGAUGCCUCAUGCACUUCUAUACGACCUCACGCACGAUAACGAAUCUCCACUUCACAAACGGUCAGCAGAAGAUGCACUUUCUACCGGGGCUCUAGUUACUUUCAGCUACUCAGCUACAGGGUCUGUCAAAGGGUUCGACGAUCUCUAUCCUAAACUUCUGAACCUAGUUGGCGAGAAGAGGAAAUAUGAGGUAACCGGCUUGGAAGAAGAGAGUGGUAUAGCGCGCGUCAAACGUGUCUUGAAUUCCCUCCACCUUGAAAUGGUUUUAGGAGGCUACGAGGAAGGACAUGUCCACCAAGAGAACGAUUAUAUCGUUUUAUCUCGUGUCCAACCUGGUACACAAAAAGGCUAUCUACUCGUCGCACACACAGGGUUCGCUAAAAACACCAAAGACCGCGGAUACAUCUCUCCUAUAAAACUCAGGCGUACACGUGCGAAGUUCAUUAUGGGCGCCAGUAUCGAUAUUACCUCCUACAAUGUUCCGGCGGAUGCGAAGACGCUCAAAGGUCUUCCUCAUAAACUUGUUGAAAUGAGCCCCGUGGUGGUUCCUCAGGGCCUUGACGAUGAAAGCCCGUACUCCGAAAUCAUCGUCCCCAAGUAUUUCCCUCCUGGCAGCAUCAUGCUCUUUGAGACCCAUUUGCAAGAUCAUGAUGCUUCACUAGAGGAGUUUGUGGUAUCAAAUUCCCAGGAGGUUUUCGGCAAUCUAGGAUUGGUAGAGCUCAAUGUUGUUCUAUAUCGCGCCGAUGGUGAAGAACGUGACGCAACGAACGGUCAAUUUGGAGUGUAUGAUGUACCUGGCCUCGGUCGCUUGACCUAUUGUGGAUUGGAGGGCUGGAUGCAUCCUCUUCGCCACAUCAUGCGCAAUAAUGACCUCGGUCAUCCGCUGUGCGAACAUUUGCGGAAAGGUACAUGGUCCUUGGAUUAUGUCUAUGACCGUCUCAUCCAAGCAGACGAUUUGCCCAAUCUCAAGAAUGUAGCUCAGUGGUUCAAGGAUCGCUUCGACCGCAUCAAAGCUACUGCCCCGCCCUUCUUGCGUCCUAAGUAUUUUGCACUGGUCAUCUCAGAAGCGUACAAGGCUGCUCGUCGAUCUGUCGUCGAACAAUGCUCCGAAUUUGUUCUUACCGGCCACGAUUUCACUCAGGACUUAGCUUUGUGUGCUAUUCAAAUGUAUGGCCUUGUCAAAUCGGCAUCUCUAGACCCUAGCAAACCUACACCUUCGCUUGCUGCUGGACUUCCUCAUUUCGCCGCUGGAUGGGCCAGGUGUUGGGGCCGCGAUGUGUUCAUCUCACUUCGCGGACUAUUUCUCACUACCGGGAAUUUCGAAGGUGCAAGAAAACAUAUUCUAGCUUUUGCGUCGACCUUGAAACAUGGAUUGAUUCCCAAUCUGCUUGACUCUGUGCGCAAGCCAAGAUACAAUUCCCGUGACUCUCCGUGGUGGAUGGUGCAAAACAUCCAAGACUAUGUCAAAAUGGCUCCUGACGGUCUCGCUCUUCUUUCCGAAAUUGUCCCUCGGCGGUUCCCCAAGGACGAAACCUGGGUGGAGUGGGACGAUAAGCGGGCUUAUGCUUACUCUUCGACUAUCGCAGAAAUUAUCCAGGAAAUCCUUCAGCGUCACGCGAUGGGUAUACACUUCAAAGAAUACAAUGCCGGCCCCAACCUCGAUAUGCAGAUGCGUGACGAAGGGUUCAACAUUGACAUCGACGUAGACUGGAAGACGGGACUAAUCUUGGGUGGGAAUGCUUUCAACUGUGGAACCUGGAUGGACAAAAUGGGUGAAUCUCAAAAGGCUGGAACGAAGGGCCAACCGGGUACACCCCGAGACGGUGCUCCAGUCGAAAUAACAGGACUGGUAAAAAGUGCAUUGACGUGGUUGGACGGACUUUCGAGUAAGGGUAAAUUCCCCUUCAAAGGCGUUCAGGCUAUUGUUGAUGGUAAAGAACGACUCGUAACCUACAAGGAAUGGGCCGAUCUCAUCCAAGCUUCAUUCGAGAAAUGCUACUACGUACCUCUUGAUCCUGCCGAAGACACGAAAUACAAUCUGGAUUCGAAGUUGGUCAACCGUCGUGGAAUUUACAAGGACGUUUAUGGUUCCGGAGAGGGUAGAGAAUGGUCUGACUACCAGUUCCGUCCUAACUUCCCGAUCGCCAUGACUGUCGCGCCUGAGUUGUUUGAUUCACAACACGGUUUGCACGCUCUUCAACUCGCAGAUAAAGUUUUGCGCUCGCCUUUGGGUAUGAAGACGUUGGACCCUAGCGAUAUGCAAUAUCGUCCCAUCUACGACAACUCGAAUGAUUCUACCGAUGCUGCUAUUGCCAAGGGCUUGAACUACCACAAUGGUCCCGAGUGGGGAUGGCCGUUGGGUUUCUUCUUGCGUGCCUACCUUGAUUUUGACACCCGUGUCGGCGCCGGUAAAAAGGACAUCAAGGUCACGCUUCACCGACUGCAUCAAGCGCUCCUUAUUCCGCGCAACCACCUUCAAAACGAUCCUUGGGCUGGAAUUCCCGAACUCACGAAUGCAGAUGGCCAAUACUGUUCCGAUUCAUGUAACACGCAGGCGUGGAGCGCGAGCACGCUUUUGGAUUUCCUGGAAACUGUACAUGAAGUAAACGCGAAGGUUGCAAAAUAAUGGCCCCAACGAAGCGCAAUUGGAAUUUUAUAAUACACCAUCAUCACUAUGUUCCGUAAACUGUUUGUGGAUACCUCUCGGAAUGUAUACCUAGAAGAUUGUAGUAGAUACUUUAUUAUUAUUAGAAGUAAUAACAUUUGUUCCGCAUGUUCAUUGGCGCACGUAUCCAUGAGUAGACUCCUGGUACUUGAAUUGUAGGUUAGAAAUGCGGCGCGCU